Messenger RNA from Anguilla rostrata (American eel), 2116 nucleotides. It is a transcript of the gene lrpap1, whose product is annotated as low density lipoprotein receptor-related protein associated protein 1. Gene Ontology annotation, biological process: negative regulation of very-low-density lipoprotein particle clearance; negative regulation of receptor internalization. Lineage: Eukaryota; Metazoa; Chordata; Actinopteri; Anguilliformes; Anguillidae. Gene Ontology annotation, molecular function: lipase binding; receptor antagonist activity; low-density lipoprotein particle receptor binding. Gene Ontology annotation, cellular component: cis-Golgi network; rough endoplasmic reticulum lumen; endoplasmic reticulum. The transcript has 8 exons. The record is from RefSeq and is a predicted model, not a curated record. Bases 140 to 1198 code for a protein of 352 amino acids.
AAACUAGCACAUGACUAAAUAAGACUGUACAACAGUAGCCUGGCUGGUUUAUUGUUGCUGGUUAGUAAUAUAAUAAUCCGCAAAAGCGACUUUAAAAUAAUCGUUUUUACAUUGUUUAGAUCGAUAAAAUAUUGUUGUAAUGACGCUUAAUAAAAUGAGGAUGUGCAGCUUGGUUGUGAUGCUUAUUUCGAGUCUAUGCAUCGGGGUUUUCGGAAGCAAAUACUCCAAAGAAUUGAAUGAGCCCAAACCUUCCGGGAAGAGCCCAGUGGAAUUCAGAAUUGCGAAAUUGAAUCAAGUUUGGGAAAAAGCGAUUAGGAUGCAGCUGCCGCCGGUCAGGCAGUCGGAGCUGCACAGCGACCUGAAGAUCCUGGAGAAGGACGAGCUGCAGUGGAAGAAGCUGAAGGCCGAGGGCCUGGACGAAGAUGGAGAGAAGGAGGCCGCGCUGAGGCGCAGAUUCAACGUGAUUCUGGCCAAGUACGGAAUGGAUGGAAAGAAAGACACCAGGGGUCUGGAGAGCAAUUCGCUGAAGGACCACGACGUGAACGAGGGGGACAUGUUCGAGGACCCCAGGCUGGACAAGCUGUGGAACAAGGCCAAGAGCUCCGGAAAGUUCUCUGAGGAGGAGCUGCUGAGCCUGAAGAGGGAGUUCCAGCAUCACAAGGACAAGCUCCAGGAGUACAACAUCAUGAUGGACACGGUCAGCCGGACAGAAGAAAUCCACAAGAACGAGAUUUCGCCCCUGCAGGGGGACAGCAAGGAGCACGCGCUGCACCGGAAGCACACGGAGCUGAAGGAGUCGAUGCGGAGCCUGAACCAGGGUUUCGAGCGCCUGCGCAAGCUCAGCCACGAGGGCUUCAGCGCGGACAGCGAGUUUAAAGAGCCGAGAGUCAUUGAAUUGUGGGAAACGGCUCGGAGGGCCAACCUGAGCGAUGAUGAGCUCGAGUCUCUUAAGGAGGAGCUGAAACACUUUGAGACCAAGGUGGAGAAGCACCAGCACUACCAGGAGCAGCUGGACCUGUCCCAUCAGAAGCUGAAGCACGUGGAGACGCUCGGGGACAAAGAGCACAUCUACAGGACCAAGGAGAAGUACAACAGUCUGGCGGAGAAGACCAGGGAGAUGGGCUACAAGAUGAAGAAACACAUGCAGGACCUGACCAGUAAGAUUUCACGCAACGCACGACAUCACAACGAGCUCUGAAGAACCGGCCCAAACCGGUUCUGUGGACUGCUCCUCGUGGCCUGAGGAAAUCGGGUUUCAACCGAACGUCUGAGCUCGUGAUAUUCUGGGUCCCGCGAUUUAAACAACAAAAAAAAAAAAGAAGGAAAAGCUAAAGCUUUAUAGUCUCCCAUUAAGAAGUCAAAUUUCGUACACAUUUUUAUCAGUAUUGAUUGCAUUUGUAUAUUUGUAAUUGAAUUGACAUUUAUCUGAGAGCUAAACUACUGCACUGCCUGCUGUCGCCGAUUCAUGUACAUACGUUACAACCAUUUGAAUCAGUCCCCCGAGCGAUUAAGCCUGUGACCUUUUUCCUUUUGAUCAAACUGCACCUCAUUUGUAUUUUUUUUUUUUUUUUGCGCAGUCGGGAAUUAAGAUGGAUCUGCUGAGCAAAGAGCAUCAUUUCCCUCGCGCUGUAGAAUGAUGAGGGCAGGUUCUGUCCCGGGCCGCUCUCCCCAGGUUCAGCUGCGGUAACAGGGCCACUCGGGCCUUGAAAGCUCCAGUCUUUCAUUCGUCUUCGGCAAAGAUGUGAAGCCAUCGCCAUUUAUUCAACCGGACCGCAGCACUCAGCCAAAUCUCGCAGGCCAGGGAUGGCUUUCGCAUCGAUGAAACUGAAACUUCCUAGAUUAUCGCUGUCACACACCAAAUUAAGUCCGUUAAUCUCGUGUGUAAUUUGCACCGCUUGCAGCCUCGGAGUCGGCGAGCGUUGUCCGUUUUCAGCGACGUUAAUUUUCGCUGAUUAGGAGUGGACCCGAGCGUCAGUGAAAAUGUGACAUUUUGCAAACGGUGACCGUUUUCUCGCUGCGGUACGACUUCGCCGGGAGUGUCCAGUUUUCAAGUUUAUAUCUUGUUAAAUUAUGUAUGACCAUCCGGGCUUUUCAGUAAUAAAACGUAAUAACUAUC